This is a messenger RNA of Drosophila serrata, 503 nucleotides long. RefSeq lists its product as uncharacterized. The record is from RefSeq and is a predicted model, not a curated record. NCBI's taxonomy places the organism in Eukaryota, Metazoa, Arthropoda, Insecta, Diptera, Drosophilidae.
AAACAGCUUGGCUGGGGAUAUAAUGUACACUUAACACAAAAAUCACAAUUGUAUUCUCCAACUUUCGUGUAAUAUGUCGGAGCAACGAAGGCAGUCGGACAAUAAUGCCGCCGAGGAGGAUGAAAUCCGUGUCAUCAGUGCCACGGCUUCCAUCCUGCGAAAUGCGACUGCCUCGAGACAGUUGCUCACGGAGUCACCCUCCGUAGUCAUCUCUUUGCCGGAUGAGGAUAGGGAUAACUUGCAAAACGAGACCCCAGAGCAAAGGCAUCGUCGAAGGAUACGCUUCCUGGAGAUGCGACGGGAGCACUAUAGUCAAAUGCAUCAACACACCGAACAGUGCACCAUGUCGGAUGACGAGGAGCAGGAGUUGUCCAGUGCUAGUUAUUCACCGCCAAGAACGGAGGAUAAGAGAAAACCUAAAUAGCAACUAAACAAACAUAUUUUGUACGCAUACACGAUCAACCCUACAAUACAUAGUGACAUUAAAACCCAAUAAGCCACCA